Molecule: messenger RNA, 600 nt
Organism: Labeo rohita (rohu)
Lineage: Eukaryota; Metazoa; Chordata; Actinopteri; Cypriniformes; Cyprinidae
Product: B-cell scaffold protein with ankyrin repeats
Exons: 4
Coding region: 1-600 (199 amino acids)
Biological process (GO): B cell activation; negative regulation of phosphatidylinositol 3-kinase/protein kinase B signal transduction; negative regulation of B cell activation
Molecular function (GO): signaling receptor binding; protein tyrosine kinase binding
Source: RefSeq, a predicted model, not a curated record
AUGACACGGAAACUAGCAGACCGUGGAGAGAUUGGACAUAGCAGCACACAUUGGUACAGAGACAGAGAGAUGAGCAAUACAUCUGAAGAUCUCCUGAUCAUUUAUGAGUCAGAGGCUGAGCAGUGGGCAUCGUACCUGCGCUUCCACCUGGUGGGCCCCAUUUCUGAGGCUGGCAUCUGUUGUUAUGAUAUUGCUUUGGUGACCAGUCGCCGGGAUGACUUCCUGCGCCUUGGAGGAUACAAAUGUAAGCUGCUUAUCCUGUCGCGUGGCAUGCUGGAGGGGCUAUGCCAGCUCCGGCGCUUCUUUCUGGCUCGUGUAUUGCGACCGGAGACCAGUGUGGUUAUUCUCUUGUGUGGAGUAGAAAGCUUGGAUCCUCUGCUAGAGCUGGUUCCACUGAAGGGGGAGCAGUGUCUGCAAAUCUCCAGUGAGCAGGAGCCCCAGGACUAUCGACUGACUGUGGCAGAGAUUGUACAUAAAGGUAAGAAAGUGAAACCGGCCUUGGCAGCCUUGGGGCCAAAGAACCAGAGUACUUGUGUGUCUGGAAUUCUUGAGCUGGCCCACCUACUAGGCUAUGACAACAGCUUCAACAGAGUUGGCUAG